Molecule: messenger RNA, 3543 nt
Organism: Ostrea edulis (European flat oyster)
Lineage: Eukaryota; Metazoa; Mollusca; Bivalvia; Ostreida; Ostreidae
Exons: 10
Coding region: 249-3395 (1048 amino acids)
Source: RefSeq, a predicted model, not a curated record
UUUUGCAAAAUAACGUUCUGUGUGCCCCAUGCUGGUAAUUACAGUACAUACGUGCCUUAUACCAUUUAAGUACAUAAGUAGAAAUAAAUAUUGAAAAUGUAUUCAACAAUCGAACUUGAUUGUCUAACCAGAUCACACGGUCUUUGGUUAAUGACAUGAAUAUGCUAAAUAACUAGACUGAUUGCAAUUUACACAUACCUUUCGUUUCCUUGUUAUUAUCAUAACACACCAUGUAUUGAACAUAUUCAAUGGAAUACAUUAAAUUGGACAAUAUGAGGAUUUACUUGCUGAUAUUGGUUUUUCCUUUCUCAACUCUGGCCGAAAAUAACACCAAAUCCCAUGUUCAGAACACGCUGAGGUCAGUAUUUAACAACUGUCGUCAACAUGUGAACCCAGGAAUGGCGGUAUCGGUAGUGCAAGAUGGACAGGUGGUGUUUUCAGAAGCGUUUGGAGUCAAGGACUUAGAAACAAAAGAACCAGUGACCACAGUUACGUUGUUUGGAAUUGGGUCACUGACAAAAGUGUUUGCGAACUUGCUGAUACAGAAAUACUUUGGUAAAGAUUCCAGAUACAGUUUGAUUACACCACUUAGACAUCUAUUUGGGAAAAAUGACCUUUUCAGUUACUCUGAUCUACGAACAUAUCAUUCCAACACACUUGACUUAAUGGCUCAUAGGAUGGGGUUUCCGAGCCACAACUACCUGCGCCUUGACAAUACAUUGAAUCGGGCAAAUGUAUUAGAACGUAUUAAGAAGUUCAAACCACGGGGAGGUUUUCGAGAUAGUUUCUACAGCAGCAAUAUCUUGUACGGACUACUAACAGACAUUGGUGAACGACUGGGUGGAAAAUCUUGGGAAGAGUUGGUAACACAAGACUUCUUUACCCCGAUUGGAAUGAAAAACUCCACUUUCUUCACGACAUUGACUUCAGAUUUAGUCAACAUAGCUACAGGAUAUAUGGAGGAAAACGAAGAGCUUUUCCCCACGUCCUUUGAGCUAUUAAGAAAAUGGACAGAAUUGUGUGGAGCAGCAUGCAUCACAUCCAGUGCUGAUGACAUGGGCCAAUUCAUGAAAUUUAUGUUAAAUGAUGGAGUCACAGACUCCGGCACCAGGAUCGUCGGUAGAAAAGAGAUGAAAGAUAUGCUCCUAUCAUGGAAUCUUCUGCGAUCGUCCAGCCUUCGCGAAUACUUCUCCGGGUUGAACGGAGUACCAUAUUCCAGAGAAUACAGUGGAUAUGCACUUGGGUUAAAGACUGGGAUGUAUAGAAAUCACAGAAUACUAGAAGAAACGGGUGACAUCUUUGGAUAUAGCUCAAUAAUGACACUCUUCCCAGACCAGAAGCUGGGCAUCUUUAUCUCCAUGACGGGCAAAGAUAAAGACGACUUAUUUCGAAUCACUGCUAGUUCCUACAUAUCCGACCUAUACAACAAAGAGGAGCCAUGGUUAAACGCCUCAACUCUAUGUACCUUCCCAGAACCAUUCAAGAAGCGAACAAAUAAAAGUUCUAAUACUUUUGAAGAAAUUCCUCUUGACAGACCUGCCAGCGAUUUCGUAGGCGUAUACUACAAUGAAUUGUACAAGGAUAUUACCAUCACCGAACACAACGGUUCACUUAAACUCAAGUACGGCUACGUCACCUUUGAUUUGAUUCGAAAAAAAUCUCGAUCUUAUAAGUUCCACAUGGUAAGCACAGGUAUUGCAGCACAUGCUUUCAAGAGGAGAUCCAUGGAAUUCAAAGCCAGCGAUCCUAAAAACCCAGAAUACAUAACCAUUGCUCGUUUAAGACAUUUUGAAAGGAGCGAUUUCAUACGACAACCACAUUUAACUGGUGCAAAACCAGAGAAAGAAAAAUCAAGCCGAGAAGGGGUUUUAGAUAGCACACUACAGACAACUUUUAAGGCAUGCCGGCGGCAUCAAAACCCAAGUAUGGCAGUUUCUGUCGUUAAGGACGGAAAAACUGUGUUCUCCAAGGCGUAUGGUAAUAAGGAUAUCAAUAUGGAUUCCAGGGAACCAAUUACAACCAAAACUCUGUUUGGUAUUGGAUCGCUUACAAAAGUGUUUGCCAAUCUUCUCGUGCAAAAGUAUAUGAGCAACGAUUCCAGGUACGACUUAAACACUACUCUUCGACAUCUGUAUGGUAACAAGGAGAUAUUCAAACACUCUUUUCUUCGGUCUCAAUUUGUAAAUACGUUGGACAUGAUGGUUCAUAGAACGGGAUUCCCGCCCUACAACUACCUCCGACUGGACGAUAAACUAAAGCGGGAAAACGUUAUGGAACGAAUUCAUUCUUUGAAAACAAAGGAUGGGUUUCGAACACAGUUCCGGACAAACAAUUUGAUGUAUGGCAUUAUAACGUAUAUGGCCGAGAGAAUGGGUGGAAAUUCAUGGGAGAAUUUGAUUAAAACAGAAUUUUUCAAUCCCUUGGGAAUGAACAAUUCAUCAUUUUUUACUAUGUUGAAUCCCGAUUCUGAGGACAUUGCCAGGGGGUAUGUUCAGGACGACGGAGUCUUGUAUCCCGUGUCAUAUGAUUUUUUAAGACAAUGGACAGAUCUUUGUGGCGCAGCCUGCAUCGUGUCCAAUGUGGAGGACAUGGCACAAUUCAUGAACUUCCUAUUGAAUGAGGGCAAGACAGACUCUGGUGUUAGUUUGAUCAACGUCAAGAGCAUCCGCGAUCUCUUCCUACCAUGGAUGCAGCUGCAGUCUUCGGAUAUAGAAGAUUAUUUCAUAAAAUCCAAAGGAGUUCCUUAUUCCAGGGCGUACUCGGGAUAUGGUUUAGGCUUAAAUGUUGGAACAUAUCGGGAUCACCGAAUACUGGAGGAGGCAGGAAACAUCUUCGGCUACCGCUCCCUAAUGACACUAUUCCCGGAUAAGCGAUUGGGAAUUUUUAUUGCUACAACAGGAGAAGACAAGGAUGAAUUAUUUCGUAUAUCCGUCAACUCCUUUAUUGCUGAUUUAUACAAUGAAGAAGAUCCAUGGCUCAACUCUACCUUGCUCUGCAGCUUUCCCCGACCUUUCAUGACCGAAAAGAAGAAGAAACAAUCCCGAUUUAUCCCCAGGAACAUCCCCUUAGGUCGCCCGAUAGAAAACUACAUGGGGACAUACUAUAAUGACGUUUUCCAUGAGAUAACGGUGACAGCAGUGAACGACCAGUUAAAACUUACCUAUGGCUACGUCACAUAUGAUCUUAGAAAGAGAAGAGAGAGAUCUGAAAAAUUUUAUAUGAUAGCACAGGGGCAUGCGCAACAUAUUUUAAAGAGAAGAACUGUGGAGUUCCGAGAGACUGAAGCAAAUAGAACAGGCUAUAUUAAUGUACUCCACAUAAACAGCUUUGAGGAUAGUGACUUUGUGAAAAUACCGGAAGUCGAUACAUCCGCCAUCCUCCCUGCUAGGAUAUAGCGAUGAAUAACGACUAAAACUACACGUUUCAUCUAAACUGUACCGACUAUAAUUCUUUUACUUGUUUUAAAACAUCAUAUAUAUACAUAUGUAAUAGGAUAUUAAAUUCAGAGCGCUCAGAAGUCAUAGACCUCAGCCAAAUCACCCA